GUUGUCAUCGACGUCUAACAGCUCACUCAACUCCAUUCGGGCACCGACAUCACUCACAUACACAUCACUGCUCACUGCUUAGACACCGGCACAAGUUUAUUAUUUAUUUUUUUAGUUUCGCGAAUUUUCAUCAUGAGGGAAAUCGUUCAUCUUCAAGCUGGUCAAUGCGGAAACCAAGUUGGUGCCAAGUUUUGGGAAGUAAUAUCCGAAGAACAUGGCAUUGACCCCAGCGGAGUUUAUACGGGAUCCAGCGAUUUACAACUUGAACGAAUCAAUGUUUAUUACAACGAAGCUUCUGUUGCUUCUUCUAUUUCUGGAGGAAAAUAUGUACCAAGAGCCAUCCUCUUGGAUUUGGAACCCGGAACUAUGGAUGCUGUACGUUCCGGAGCAUACGGAAGACUUUUCCGCCCAGACAACUUUGUUUUUGGACAGUCCGGUGCUGGUAACAACUGGGCCAAAGGUCACUACACUGAAGGAGCAGAAUUAGUCGACGCGGUUUUAGAUGUUGUAAGAAAAGAGGCUGAAAACUGCGACUGCUUGCAGGGAUUUCAACUUACACACUCCCUUGGAGGUGGUACCGGUUCCGGUAUGGGAACACUCCUCAUCUCCAAAAUCAGAGAAGAAUACCCUGACAGAAUUAUGAACACAUAUUCCGUAAUGCCCAGCCCUAAAGUAUCAGAUACCGUCGUAGAACCUUAUAAUGCCACCCUUUCCGUACACCAACUUGUAGAAAAUACUGAUGAAACCUACUGCAUUGAUAACGAAGCUCUUUACGAUAUCUGCUUUAGAACCUUGAAAGUCCCCAACCCAAGUUAUGGCGAUUUGAACCAUCUAGUCUCUCUCACAAUGUCUGGAGUCACCACCUGCCUUAGAUUCCCUGGUCAAUUGAAUGCCGAUUUGCGUAAAUUGGCCGUCAACAUGGUACCCUUCCCACGCCUUCACUUUUUUAUGCCUGGUUUUGCUCCCCUAACAUCCCGUGGAAAUCAACAAUACAGAGCUUUGACUGUACCCGAACUCACCCAACAAAUGUUUGAUGCUAAGAACAUGAUGGCCGCCUGUGAUCCAAGACACGGUCGUUACUUAACAGUUGCUGCCGUCUUUAGAGGUAAAAUGUCAAUGAAGGAAGUUGACGAACAAAUGCUUGCAGUCCAAAACAAAAACAGCAGCUACUUUGUAGAGUGGAUCCCCAAUAACGUUAAAACUGCCGUUUGUGAUAUUCCACCAGUAGGAUUAAAAAUGUCAUCCACCUUUAUUGGUAAUACAACCGCCAUUCAAGAAUUGUUCAAAAGAAUCUCCGAACAAUUCGCCGCUAUGUUCAGACGUAAAGCUUUCUUGCAUUGGUAUACUGGUGAAGGUAUGGACGAAAUGGAAUUCACUGAAGCUGAAUCAAACAUGAAUGACUUGGUAUCCGAGUACCAACAAUACCAAGAAGCUACCGCCGACGAGGAAUACGAAGCUGAGGAAGAACCAGCUGCUGAUGACUUUGCUUGUUAAAAUUGUCCAUAAUCUUAAAUUAAUUUUGGUUUAAGAAAACAACACCUUAACGCCGAAAAUAUUUAUUUAAACCAGAAUUUCAAGUGCAUUUUGUAAUGGUAUUUAUUGUUUAAUAAUUAAGUUAAAGCACUUUUUUAUUUAAAUUUAAUUUUGUGUUAUUAGAAUCGAAUAACUGCAUCUAGGUAUAUGUUUUUGUGAUUAAAAUCUAUUACCUUGUCCCAUUAUUGUUAUUUGACGAAUUUUGUACGUUUUCUACUUUUUUAAUUUAUAGUUAUUAUAAUAAAGUAGAUUAAAGACUGAA
Messenger RNA from Brassicogethes aeneus, 1795 nucleotides. The record is from the annotation of a GenBank genome assembly. Lineage: Eukaryota; Metazoa; Arthropoda; Insecta; Coleoptera; Nitidulidae.